AUGUCACAUUUCCCAACGAUCUUCGAGGGGAUGAAGAGUGAGACAAGAGAGGAGAAUUUAAAACUCGGAGAAGAAAGAUUGGAAAGAAGAGAAUCUCACGAUCGAUUUGAAAUGGCAUCCAGAUCAUCCUCCGAAUCAGAGGUGUCCUGCGAACAUUCGGAAACUGCUUUAUCGCCUCCCCAUGUGAAAUCUCGACUCGCAGGCUAUCUCGAAGGCGAACUUCGCGAUUUCCCCGGCGGAGAUGAAAUUACCACUGAAAGCGUUCCGCAAUGGACGUGGCCGCGAUCAGCAUGUCGUCUUUGGAUUUUCCUCAUGGUUCUGCAGAAAUGCGAACGUGGCACCAUCAUCGCGUACGAAACGGCACGCAAGUUUCAUGGGUUCGGUCCGGCGUUGUAUAUUAUGUUUAAGAGCGAGUGGCGUAGCUUGCUUCAUGAUAGUCCGGAGGAUAGUAUGACAAUUUACUAUCAUUUGCUUGCGAUGAGGAAUGAGAAGGGUGCGGUACCGCCGGCGUUUGAGAUUUCACAUUGUUGUUGA
Molecule: messenger RNA, 534 nt
Organism: Botrytis sinoallii
Lineage: Eukaryota; Fungi; Ascomycota; Leotiomycetes; Helotiales; Sclerotiniaceae
Exons: 2
Coding region: 1-534 (177 amino acids)
Source: RefSeq, a predicted model, not a curated record